Messenger RNA from Drosophila novamexicana, 1524 nucleotides. RefSeq names its product 2-oxoisovalerate dehydrogenase subunit alpha, mitochondrial (gene BckdhA). The transcript has 4 exons. Lineage: Eukaryota; Metazoa; Arthropoda; Insecta; Diptera; Drosophilidae. Gene Ontology annotation, molecular function: oxidoreductase activity, acting on the aldehyde or oxo group of donors, disulfide as acceptor. The record is from RefSeq and is a predicted model, not a curated record. The coding region runs from base 188 to 1501 and encodes 437 amino acids. Gene Ontology annotation, biological process: branched-chain amino acid catabolic process.
UUUCAUGCAAAUUAAGCGCACAAAGGUUAUAUGCUGCAUACUAAUCCUAAGCGCAUACCUGUUGCGUAACGCAGCUGAUUUGUAGCACAAGGCAGCAGCAGAGCACGACGCAGCAUAAAAAAAUAACAUACAACAUAUUUCUUGCAUUUUGUCUUGCCGUUUCCGUUAUCCUUUUUUAUUCGUAAACAUGUCAUUCCUGCGCAAAUCCGUUCAACUUUUAACUGCUGCCAGACAAAAUGUGAAAACGCUUGGGGCAGCGAGUGCACACAGAGGCUACAGUUCCAGUGGAAAGUCAGCGGACGAUCGUUACGCAUUUCCAGGCGCUCGUGAUGCGCCAUUUAUUAACAAUUUGAAGCUGACAUUGCCCGAGGACUAUUCACCCAUACCCAUCUACCGGGUAUUGGAUCGCGAUGGCUACAUACUCAAUGAACAGGAGGAUCCACAUCUUAGUCAGGAGGUCGUUGAGAAAAUGUUCCGCGACAUGCUCCUGCUGUCUACAAUGGAUAAAAUACUGUACGAAUCGCAGCGACAGGGCCGCAUCUCCUUCUAUAUGACCAACUUUGGUGAGGAGGCAUCCCAUAUUGGCAGCGCCGCUGCCUUGGAGAUGCGCGACAUCAUCUAUGGCCAAUAUCGGGAGGCGGGUGUCUUGGUCUGGCGCGGUUUUCGCAUUGAUCAAUUCAUCGAUCAGUGCUAUGGCAACGAUGAUGAUCUUGGACGCGGAAAGCAAAUGCCCGUGCAUUAUGGCUCCAAGGAACUGAACUUUGUGACUAUCUCCAGUCCGUUGUCCACGCAAAUACCACAGGCUGUGGGCGCCGCCUACGCUUUGAAGCGUCAGCCCAACAACGAUUCCUGCGUUGUUUGUUACUUCGGUGAGGGCGCUGCUUCUGAGGGCGAUGCACAUGCUGCAUUCAAUUUUGCCGCCACGCUAGAGUGUCCAGUCAUACUGUUCUGCCGCAACAAUGGAUUUGCCAUAUCCACGCCGUCGAACGAACAAUACCGGGGCGAUGGCAUCGCUGGACGUGGUCCCAUGGGCUAUGGCAUUGCUACCAUAAGAGUCGAUGGCACCGAUGUCUUUGCCGUUUAUAAUGCGAUGAAGCGGGCCCGCGAGUACGUGUUGCGAGAGAACAAGCCGAUUGUAUUUGAAGCGCUGGCCUAUCGUGUGGGUCAUCAUUCCACGUCGGACGACAGCACAGCUUACCGUUCGGCGGAGGAAAUCGAAGUGUGGAACACACUGGAGCACCCCAUCUCAAAGCUGAAGAGCUACAUGGUGCACAAGGGCUGGUUCAAUGAGCAGCAGGAAACGGAAUUUGUAAGUGGUGUGCGCAAGCAGGUGCUCAAGCAAAUUGCCAUCUCCGAGAAGAAAUUGAAGCCCAAUUGGCGUGAGAUGUUCGAGGGUGUGUAUGAUGUUAUGCCCGACCAUCUGAAGCAGCAGCAGCGCGAGCUGGAGCAGCACAUCGAGGCGCACAAGCAGCACUAUCCGCUGAAGAGCUUCAAGCAGUAAAAGCAUGGACCAAAAAGCAAACG